UCCUGGCAUGACAAUAGAGAGGGAAAGGCUCUUGCACCAUUUGGUUCUUAUUGCCGCCAGAGAGGAACAAGUAGUCGCUCCUCCAUUUUUCUAUUCUGGAAUUCUCUCCCGUCUCCCCUCACAGCGGCAUUUCUUCGGAUUCCUUUAAGUUUCGAGGCGUUUUCGUAAUCUCUUUUUGAAUUCUUUCUGUAUCUUCCUCUAUUCUGCUUCCUUCUAUCAACGCCUGUCAAAUACCCUUCGAAUUGCGCCUGUGACUGUUGCAGAGUGCCUUGUGUUAGUGCUCUUAGUGUGUUGGUCUUUGACUUUGCCAAAAGGUUGUUGCAGGUGAUUCAGUCCUUUUCAUCUGUAAUCAUGACUUUGUUAGAAGUAAUUAAGGAUGCUUCAAUCAAUUCAAAAUCGCUUGAUUCACCUUUGGACUACCCAAUUGUUCUGAACCCAGAUAGUAUCUUACCCACUUUAAAGGCCGAAGUUAAAGAUGAAUCUACUUCAUCACUCGUAAGGCCCCUUAUUGGGUGGCAUAUUGCACCAAAGGAUGCUGAGAUCGUUGACAUUAACAAAAAGUUCUUUACAGAGCUGAAUGCUAAGGUCAAGAACACUAAUAAUUUUGAUAAGGGUGAGUUUAUUAGUAGUUUGAAUUCUUAUCUGGAAAACAUCAGGGACAAAGCAGGGGUUGUGAUUGAGGUUGAUUCAUCCCGGAGUGAGUAUAACAAGACUUUGAUCGAUAAGCUUGGAGUAUACAUGGGUAAAGAUGUUGCUAGCCUGGUAUUGAAUGGGUGUGUUUCUUUGGAGAUGUGGGAAGUGGUCGAGGCUUUGAUUGUUAAUGCUAUUAUUGACCAUUCUUGCUAUUCAAACCUGAUCACCAAAUUAGUGGAAAAAAAGCGGUCUGAUUUGAUCUGUUUGUGCAUAAAGCAUGCUUUCGAUCUUGGUUCAUCAGAAAUACUCACCAUUUUGAGGUAUUUUCUUUCUCCAUCCAAAGAUGCUUAUAACAGUAUGCUAAGUGUGAAGAUUGAGUGGGAGAGGCAAGCAGUGUUAGCCAUUCAGAUUUUAAAUGAUAGCAAGCCGAAGAGGAAGAAAUUGCUUUUGGCAAAGGAGGCUUCCAUUUUGCUUAUGAUGGCCUAUGAUGGUUUCUCAGCGUCUGAGACUUGUUUGCAUUAUCUGAUUGCAUCAUCCAACAUCAAUGACGUGAUGCUAUCCCCUUCAUUAAGUAAGUUGAAUGGGAAAGAAUUACUAAAUUUGAUUCGUUAUUUAGGCAAGUGGUUGAAGAAAUACGAGAGGUUUCCUCAAGCAGGACCAUGUCCAAGAGCAUCAUCAGUUUUGCGUUUGGAGGCUUGCGAUUGGGUUCCUAAACUUGAAGAUGUUAUAAAAUGUCUUGGCUUACUGCUAGAUGAGAAAUUUUCUUCAUUGGUGUUACAUCCACUGUUUCACGAGGAGUUGAGAUCAAUUGAAGGAGUGGUUAGUUGUUUAACUGCUGAAGCCAAAUUUUGUCACUUAACGGCUGAUGUAGUUGGCAAACUAACGAUCGAAGCUAAAAAUUUGUAAGCCUCUUGAGCGAGAUUAAUCUGAUUUGUUUUUUCGCUUCUUUGCAAAUGAUGUAGUCGUACAUGAACAAUGGUCAAUGGGCACAGAUUUUUAUUUCUGUAUUGUCUUUCUCAAAAUUCGCCGAUAGAGACCGUAACACUACCCUCGUCCAAUUCAGGGUGUGUAUUUUUGUGGUUAAGGAUCAUAAUUGCCAUUCUUUUAGAGA
This is a messenger RNA of Vigna unguiculata (cowpea), 1744 nucleotides long. RefSeq lists its product as uncharacterized. The record is from RefSeq and is a predicted model, not a curated record. Lineage: Eukaryota; Viridiplantae; Streptophyta; Magnoliopsida; Fabales; Fabaceae.